CACAUGCCACGCACGAUCCACAACUGCGCUGCUGCAAAGAUAACCAUUACUGUCUGAGUACGUGGCCUCACGCAGCUAUGGCGGCCGGCAGCGUCGGCGUCUCCGAGAGCAAUGACGGAGGAGGAGGCGGAAGGGUCACCAUGUUCGUGGUGCUGUCGUGCAUCACCGCCGGCAUGGGCGGCGCCAUCUUCGGCUACGACAUCGGGAUCGCGGGCGGGGUGUCGUCCAUGGAGCCGUUCCUUCGCAAGUUCUUCCCGGAGGUGUACCGUCGGAUGAAGGGCGACUCCCAUGUCAGCAACUACUGCAAGUUCGACAGCCAGAUGCUCACCGCCUUCACCUCAUCGCUCUACGUCGCCGGCCUGCUCACCACCUUCCUCGCCUCCGGCGUCACGGCCCGUCUUGGCCGCCGCCCGUCCAUGCUCCUUGGCGGUGCCGCUUUCCUCGCCGGCGCGGCUGUCGGAGGCUCGUCGCUGAACGUCUACAUGGCCAUCCUGGGGCGCGUGCUCCUCGGCGUCGGGCUGGGCUUCGCCAACCAGGCCGUCCCGCUGUACCUGUCGGAGAUGGCGCCGCCGCGGCACCGCGGCGCGUUCAGCAACGGCUUCCAGUUCAGCGUCGGCGUCGGCGCGCUCGCGGCCAACGUCAUCAACUUCGGCACGGAGAAGAUCAAGGGAGGCUGGGGUUGGCGCGUCUCGCUGUCCCUCGCCACCGUGCCGGCCGGGCUCCUGCUCGUCGGCGCGGUCUUCCUCCCGGAGACGCCCAACAGCCUCGUCCAGCAGGGCAAGGACCGCCGGGAUGUGGCGCUCUUGCUGCGUAAGAUCCGCGGCAUCCAUGACGUCGACCACGAGCUUGACGGCAUCGUCGCGGCCGCCGACAGCGCCACGGCGGCCGGCAGCAGCGGCCUGCGGAUGCUCCUCACCCAACGGAGGUACCGGCCGCAGCUGGUUAUGGCGGUGGCGAUCCCUUUCUUCCAGCAGGUGACAGGGAUCAACGCGAUCGCCUUCUACGCGCCCGUGCUGCUGCGCACGAUCGGCAUGGGCGAGAGCGCGUCGCUCCUGUCCUCGGUGGUCACGGGGGUCGUCGGCGCGGCCUCCACCCUCCUCUCCAUGUUCCUCGUCGACCGUUUCGGCCGCCGCACGCUCUUCCUAGCCGGCGGCACGCAGAUGCUCGGGUCGCAGCUCCUGAUCGGCGCCAUCAUGGCGGCAAAGCUGGGCGACCACGGCGGCGUGAGCAAGGGAUGGGCAGCGACUCUCAUCUUCCUGAUCGCGGUGUACGUGGCCGGGUUCGGGUGGUCGUGGGGGCCGCUGGGGUGGCUGGUGCCGAGCGAGAUCUUCCCGCUGGAGGUGCGGUCGUCGGGGCAGGGCGUGACGGUGGCGACGAGCUUCGUGUUCACGGUGUUCGUGGCGCAGACGUUCCUGGCCAUGCUGUGCCGCAUGAGGGCCGGCAUAUUCUUCUUCUUCGCGGCGUGGCUGGCGGCCAUGACGGCGUUCGUGUACCUCCUGCUGCCGGAGACGAGGGGCGUGCCCAUCGAGCAGGUGGACAGGGUGUGGCGCGAGCACUGGUUCUGGAGGAGGGUCCUGGGAAUGGGAUCCGAGGAGGCGCCAGCGAGCGGGAAACUCUGAAGGAGAGGAGGAGAGAAAUAGAGUCAUCAUAGUGUAGUUUCAGAGAUAUAAAUCAUGAUGCACACAACAAGUCAAAUAUGUAGCAUACAGUUUCGGAGAUCGCACAAAAUGGAAGAUGAAAGAUUGUAGAUCAAUGUAUGCAUUGCUCUUCAUUAUUGCUCGGCACUGCAUUAGUUCAGAA
Triticum dicoccoides is the source of this 1800-nucleotide messenger RNA. RefSeq names its product hexose carrier protein HEX6-like. Gene Ontology annotation, molecular function: monosaccharide transmembrane transporter activity. The record is from RefSeq and is a predicted model, not a curated record. The transcript has a single exon. Lineage: Eukaryota; Viridiplantae; Streptophyta; Magnoliopsida; Poales; Poaceae. Gene Ontology annotation, biological process: monosaccharide transmembrane transport. Gene Ontology annotation, cellular component: membrane. Bases 78 to 1619 code for a protein of 513 amino acids.